Plasmodium vivax (malaria parasite P. vivax) is the source of this 2180-nucleotide messenger RNA. RefSeq lists its product as hypothetical. The transcript has 2 exons. The record is from RefSeq and is a predicted model, not a curated record. Bases 536 to 1108 code for a protein of 190 amino acids. NCBI's taxonomy places the organism in Eukaryota, Apicomplexa, Aconoidasida, Haemosporida, Plasmodiidae.
ACCUUUAAAGCGACCACACUAGCCAUUCGUUCACGCAAAAAUGGAUACACCUUUUUUCCCCAAGUGUGAAGAGCGAGUAGGCAUUGCUCCUGUAAAUUUAAGCGAGCGAAACGUGUAUAGCCUUUUCCCCCCCUUUGAUCCUUCACUUCGACCUUAUUUUUGAAAGCCAAAAAGGAGGAAAAGGAAAAAAAUUGGGAAUGCUGGGCUGCAAUUUUGUUUUAUAGGCAGUACGAGGCAGGUAAAAAUUGCGAGUUUUUUUUUUUUUCUUCUUUGCAACUUGGGAAAAGCACACGUUCAUGUUGACCGCUUCGCAUCUCACACGACGGACACAGUCACUUGAAGCUAAUGCAGGAAUCGUCGAAACGUAGUGCCAUUUUUAGCGCGUUUCACCGGGGGGGCUGCACGAUCGGAUAGGCACGCCAGCACUGCGUUACUGCGCCACUGUGGCGUUUAGUUUUCCGGCCAGUCUUCACUCCCAACGAUUGGAGGGAGUACCUCUAGGCUGCCCCACCCACUUGCGCAUGUCCACCCCAAAAUGAUUUUCAAAAGCGCCACCCGGCUGUCGAACAAAGUGUGCGACGUGUUGGUAUCCUUCGGGGUACGUCAAAAUAAAACGACCUUCAUUUCUCACCCAGGAGUCAUGGCCGUUUCGCAGCUGCUAGAAAUGAAACUGAUAACGAGGCCCAGGGCGAACCUAACCCAAGAGAAUGUCAAUGCCAUGGUGGAAUUCGAUUACGAGCUAGCCAAAAAGGCACAAAUAGCAGUGGACAAUAAUUUGCCUGUCAAUUUUUUUGACCUUGAGUAUAUAGACAAACCAGAGUACCUGGCACAGCUCCUUGAGGAAAAAAAUAUUUUAGAAAAGACGAGAGAAGAAGUCCUAAAAAGAGAAAAAGGAAAUUAUAAAACUCCAGAAAUUUUAAAAAAUUACAAACGUGUUGAAGUUCCGAGGGAAUGGAGACAAGAGCUAGAAAUUGAUGAGAAAAUUUUGAAGGCGCAACCGGGGCUAAAGGAAAAUAUUGAGCUGCAAAAGAUUAUGCAUAACUAUGUGCAGAGCAAAUUUAAAAGUAAGGUUCCGGGGCAGCCUCAGAAGAAGCACGUCAAGGGAUGAGCGGCACGGGCUUCGAAGAAGAACAUCAAAGGAUGAGCGGGAUGGGCUCCGAAGAAGAACAUCAAAGGAUGAGCGGGAUUGACUCUCCCGCUUGGCCAACCGGCGCGUCUUAGUUUCACUGCUUUACGAAGCCGCCCCACCAUAAGUGCACCUUUUUUUGCGCGCUAAGUGCUCAUAAACGAUUAGGAUGAGGAAAAAAAUUCCCCUCAAAUUAGUUUUAAAAAAAAAAGUUUCGUAAAGUAGAAUAUCGUCAAAUGGGGGGAAACGGCAUCAAACGGGAAGAUGCCUCAUUUUACAAAAAAAAAAAAUGCACAACGUUGGCAAUGUUACAAAUGCAUCGGAGAUGGCUCUGCGGAGGCGUCAAAAAGGAGGCCUCCCCUUAGCACUUUUCUUUGCCGCCUUUUGAUUUGGAGCGAUUUUUCCGGCCUGCUUCUGCCGCUGCUCAAUAACCCGCCUGGCAUAUUCAAGCGGGUUUUCGAUAAAGCCACUGGCCUUGAUUAUAUCGUCGUACUGGUUCAGCACGUCUUCUUUUUUCUUCACCACAUGAGGACCGCUGGGCGUGCUACCUAGGCAGUUGCGAGGGGUCCCAUUUGGGGCACUGCCCUUGUUGCUUACCUUCUCCACCCCGUUUUUCCCCUUCGAAUUGCUCCCACGGAGUACUUUUGCGAGAACUGGGGGGAUAACAGGCCUGUUAGUUACCUCCUCGGAUUUAUUCUUCCCCCCCUGGGUUGCCAAUUUUAUCUUUUCACCCCACUUCUUCGAUGGAGGCAAGAACGUCCUGCCUGCCUUAAUGAUGGCUUUAUUCUUCACCAACUUUGCUAUGAGGUUAUUUUUCUUCAGCUUCAAAUUUAAUUUUUUUAUUUUCUUCCUGCUGCCCGUUUUCCUCUUCGAUUCCUGCAGGUGUUCAUUUUCCUUUUUAAACUUCUCUACAUCUUCACUUGUCUCAAUAUACUCCUUAUAAAUCUGCAUGAACCUUUCCGCCGCGUUCUUCUGUUCGAGGUCCCUCUCUUCGCCGCUGCGUUGCUGUCCGUUGGGUUCCUUUUUUUCGAGCUCCCUCAGCUCCUCCGCUUUG